ACACACAAACACACACACAUACACACCAACUUUCCCCCGGGCCGCAGGGCAUGCUGGGAGCGCUAGCCCUUCCGGGGCGCCUCCGGACCUCGGGUUCUGGCAUCCCCGUGGAUGCCCUGAGACUCCGCCUUCCCAGGAGCCCCUGCGGCCCUGCGAAGAUGGCGGCGACAGCGGCCCUGCUUCCCUGAAGCCGCUGCGAUGGAACCUCCCCCAGCUCCGGGGCCGGAGCGGCUCUUUGACUCGCACCGGCUCCCGAGUGACGGCUUCCUGCUGCUCGCGCUGCUGCUCUACGCUCCGGUCGGCCUCUGCCUCCUGGUUCUGCGCCUCUUCCUAGGGCUCCACGUCUUCCUGGUCAGCUGUGCUCUGCCCGACAGCGUCCUCCGCAGGUUCGUGGUACGGACCAUGUGUGCGGUCCUGGGGCUCGUGGCCCGGCAGGAGGACUCCGGACUCCGGGAUCACCGCGUCAGGGUCCUUAUUUCCAACCAUGUCACCCCUUUUGACCACAACAUAGUCAAUCUGCUCACCACCUGUAGCACCCCUCUACUCAACAGUCCCCCCAGCUUUGUGUGCUGGUCUCGGGGCUUCAUGGAAAUGGAUAGGCGGGUGGAGUUGGUGGAGUCACUCAAGAAGUUCUGUGCUUCCACAAGGCUCCCGCCCACGCCUCUGCUGCUCUUCCCCGAGGAAGAGGCCACCAAUGGCCGAGAGGGGCUCCUGCGUUUCAGUUCGUGGCCAUUUUCUAUCCAGGACGUGGUACAGCCUCUUACGCUGCAAGUUCAGAGACCCCUGGUCUCUGUGACGGUGUCAGAUGCCUCCUGGGUCUCAGAACUGCUGUGGUCACUUUUCGUGCCCUUCACGGUGUAUCAAGUAAGGUGGCUUCACCCCAUUCAUCGGCAGCCGGGGGAGGAGAGUGAGGAGUUUGCACGCCGUGUACAACAGCUGGUGGCCAAGGAACUGGGCCAGACAGGGACACAGCUCACUCCGGCAGACAAAGCCGAACACAUGAAGCGACAGAGACACCCCAGAGUGCGCCCCCAGUCAGCACGGCCGUCUUUCCCCUCUCCUCCCAGCCCUUCCGAUGGGCAGCUGACUGCUCUGGCUCAAAGGGUCAAGGAGGUUUUACCCCAUGUGCCACUGAAUGUCAUCCAGAGAGACCUGGCCAGGACUGGGUGUAUAGACUUGACCAUCACGAAUCUGCUUGAGGGGGCUGUGGCUUUCAUGCCUGAAGAUGUCACUGAGGGAGCACAGUCCCUGUCCACAGCCUCUGCCCCAAAGUUCCCCAGCUCUGGCCUGGUGACCCCUCAGCCCACAGCCCUAACAUUUGCCAAGUCUUCCUGGGCCCGUCAAGAGAGCCUGCAGGAGCGCAAGCAGGCACUGUAUGAAUAUGCAAGAAGGAGAUUCAGAGAGAGACAGGCCCAGGAGGCUGACUGAUCCAAAGGAACAGGAUGGUACCCAGAGCCGCAGGACGGAGACUGGGGGCAGCCCUCACCCAGCUCAACAGGCCUGAUGAGUGGGUGGUAAAAGGGAGGGAUGGAGCGCCCCCAAUGUCGCAUUAAAUUCAGGGUUUUCACUCAA
Molecule: messenger RNA, 1572 nt
Organism: Onychomys torridus (southern grasshopper mouse)
Lineage: Eukaryota; Metazoa; Chordata; Mammalia; Rodentia; Cricetidae
Gene: Aup1
Product: AUP1 lipid droplet regulating VLDL assembly factor
Exons: 12
Coding region: 199-1428 (409 amino acids)
Cellular component (GO): membrane
Molecular function (GO): ubiquitin binding
Source: RefSeq, a predicted model, not a curated record